GCUCCACACAGACACAGUCACACUGGACUGUGGCAGGAACGUGUAACUUUUGAGAACAUUUCCUGUUUUUCCCCAAAGGUACUACAAUCCGGGGACUGGAAUAAUGGCACACUAUGGAGACCAGGGCUGCGAUGGAACAGACUUAUUAGACCUGCUGUUUGACCAGACCGACGGCAUCCUACGUAACGAGGAACUAGGGCACCAUGGAAACCAACCGUGGCCAAUCCCAGAUCGUGGUAUGAUGAGCCAGGUCGAUGACACUGUCAACUUCCUGAAUGCCUUGCUGAGCGGCAGCGACUCAGUGUCGGAAUCCCCCUUGUGGUCCCCCUCUCCCAGCGACAGUGGCAUCAGUGAGGACCCCCACUCCGAUCAAAUGGACAGCCCACCACCCCCUGACAGCCCCCCUCUGGAGCCCCACUGCCUCAGAGCUCUCGCCAACACUAAAUCUGCAUUGGGCGCCGCGGAGCCUGGCUGCUCAGCUAACCUGGCAGAAGGAGGCUGGCCGUACAGUUUCUUCCCUGAGAGGACUGCGGAGAGUCAGCCCGUGUCUGAACCCCUCCAGAGCCAGACAGCCUCCACAUUCCCCCUCACCGUCAAAGGCCUGUUGCUGUCCAGCACCGCCGAACACACACAGCAGCCUUCCCAUCAGCCCUUUCAGGAGCUCGUUCUCAACGAGGACGAGAAGAAACUUCUGGCCAAGGAGAGCGUCACUCUCCCCACCAAGCUGCCCCUGACCAAGUACGAGGAGAGGAUUCUGAAGAAGAUCCGCAGAAAGAUCCGGAAUAAGCAGUCUGCCCAGGAGAGCCGGAAGAAGAAGAAGGAAUAUAUUGAUGGCCUGGAGAACAGGAUGGCCGCCUGCAGUGCGCAGAACCAGGAACUGCAGAGGAAGGUGUUCCAGCUGGAGAAACGGAACACGUCUCUGCUGGAGCAGCUCCGCAGACUCCAGGUCAUGGUGAUGAACGGGUCCAAUAAGGCCGCUCAGACGGGGACCUGCAUCCUGGUUCUCGUGCUGUCGUUCGCUCUCAUCCUGUUCCCCUGUCUUCAGCCCUCCUUCUCCGGGAGCAAAGUCCGUGAGGGAGGCGACUUCGGCGCGGUGAGAGUCCAGUCCCGGUCCCUGCACAACAUCCUGUCCUCGCGGGUCGUGGACGGCGUGGACCAGGAUUAUUACGCGGGAGAGGACGACGGGGUGGACAAGAACACAACGCUGCCGGCUCGGCCCGACCUCAUCCCACACUCCGACCUCAUCCCACACAACUCCAGCCUGGAUGAGAGGGGCCAUCGCCACGGAGACCCCAUCACUGGCCACGUCGCCACGGUGACCUGGGCAGCGCGCCAUGAUACGCCUCUUAGCACGUAUGCAGAUGAUAUGUGAAUGGGGGUGGGCUUGAGCAUAGGGGGCCCGCACAGAUUAAAUCUCUGACUGCUCCUCACAGAACAUCUGCCUUAUUGAUGUCCGUACAGUAAUUUACAACUUUCUUUCAGAUUCUUCUUCAAACAACCGACUUAAAAAGUUCACUUGCCUUUCAUUGAGGACAUCUUGCGUCCUGGAUGUGAUGUGAUGAAAUUCACCAUUCUUUCUCAAUAUGUUUCUUAAUGACUUCACAAUGCAUAGUCAAAUUAAAUGUUCUCCUUUCCUGUGAAGCAGACAUAUUCUGUGAAUCAGACAUAUUUUCUAGACUUACUGUAGUUCUACAAAGGAUGUCCCAUGGAAGGUGAAAUUCAUUUCAAUUAAAAGUUACACCAAGCAU
Messenger RNA from Conger conger (European conger), 1748 nucleotides. RefSeq names its product cAMP responsive element binding protein 3-like 3a (gene creb3l3a). The record is from RefSeq and is a predicted model, not a curated record. Gene Ontology annotation, cellular component: nucleus. Gene Ontology annotation, biological process: regulation of transcription by RNA polymerase II. Gene Ontology annotation, molecular function: RNA polymerase II cis-regulatory region sequence-specific DNA binding; DNA-binding transcription factor activity, RNA polymerase II-specific. Lineage: Eukaryota; Metazoa; Chordata; Actinopteri; Anguilliformes; Congridae.